GACCGCAUACUCAAGGAGGGCAUCGGGAAGGACAUACGCGCUGGGAAGGUGUACUGCGUUCCAUCGUCCGUCAACAGGGCUCAUUGGACCUUGCAUCAGGUGUCGGCUGCGACUUUGCAUGAGGCUUUAUACGACGCCCACGCAGAGAAGCCAGACAACGAACAAGUCCUGGCUACGAUUCAUGGUGGAGUCAGAGAUGUUGUUCUUCUUCAGCCCACUUGCCCCGCGUAUGUACUCCAAUACUACAGAGACGAGAUGAAUCGUCUGACUGGGUACGGGUCGCAGAGAUCGUGGCUGGAGAGGAUCAAGCUCGUCGUUGAUAUUGACGCAAAGCUUGCGGAUGACAGGUCGAAGAAGCGAGCGAAGGCGGCGGAGCAGGCGCCCGACUCCCUCGACUCCUCUGGCGGCUCUGCCACCGCGACCUCCGCAUCAACUGCGAUCACAGAGUAUGUCGGCGCCGGCGGCGACGAGGACGGCGACGAGGAGGACGAUGACGAGGAGUGCGAGUGCGGGGACAAGAAGCGCGUCAGGUCCCAAGCUGGUCACCAAACAGCCGAGUGGGAGACCAUCCAGGGCGCGUGGCCAGCACUCUUCACAGGCAUGGCCGACUUCCUCAGGACAAGGCGUGUCCGGACGAAACUGAAGGAACACGGCGUUUUGACUUCCGUUCUGGCCUUCAUGGACACCCAUUGCAAAUUUACGUACGCGGGCCUCUCCUCAAACACGGUGAUGUUAGUACAGGAGUCCAUCUUGAAGAAGGUCGCUGGGCACACAGACUACGCCGGCGCCGAGGAGGUAUCGAUGCUCGCGUUGCUGUACUUGAGCGCGCCCACAGACGUACUCCCAUACGUAUUCAAGUCAACUGCUGAUGUGAACACGAAGCUGCCCAAUCUCUUCAGCCGCAUGCAGCAGAACAAGCACUUUCGCUUGGCAAGGAUUCCAAAUGUCAACCCAGGUGAUCAGAGUGCCGCGAUGCUGACAUUGGUUAAGGCCGACAAGAAGGAGAUGCCCAAACCUGCGAAGAAGUCAAAGGAAGAGAAGGCUGCAGAGGCCGAAGCUAAGAAGGCGGCCAAAGCUGCUGAGAAGGCGCGGGAGAAGCAGCAGAAGGCGGAUCAGAAGAAGGCGGACAAGAAGAAGAGGAAGCGCGGCGGCGAACCUGAUGACCACGCUCACGACGGCGCGCCGGAUGCGAAGCAGCAGCAGCAGCUUGUGCAGCCUGUUCGCCCAACACUUGACGUUCCAGCACAUCAGCACGGCUGGGCCAACAUCGUGUCAGGUUCAGACGGCACGGCUCGAACCCUCACGUUCCUGGACGACGUGAAGCACACUGUGGCACUUGUUCUCGCGCGUCGGGAGCAAGUUGACAAGGCAAAUGGGGUGGACUUCAAUGCAACCACUCUGGCCGCGAAGUGGGAGAUCAUUGUUCUCUUGACUGCCUGUGGAUUUUCAUUCGGCUGCGACAAAGUUCUGACCACAUCCCUCACUACGGCUGAUGGCGCAAUGAAGACGUACUCUGGCGAGUGGUCGGAACUACGGUGGGAUAUCUACCUGACUCUGUGUCGAACCUUCGACGUGAACUUGGACGAGUGCCCUCUGACGGACGACUGCUGCGUCGAGGAGGACGAGGAGCAGCCUGAGCUGGGACCAAUCAAGCAGAAGAUACAGAUUCUCUUGAAGGAGCAUACGUACCUGAAGACCAAGCUCGCCAACAUCUACGAGACGAACCGUCCGUCUUGUGAUUCUACCAUGGACGAGGUGAAGGAGAGCCAUGUUUCCUAUACGAGGGUGAACGCUGCAAUACUAUCAGCUCUGAGAGGCGACUCUUUCGAGACGGCGAUGCUCCCGAAUGUGCUCAAAGGGGUCGUGUUCGACAAGGCCGAGGACAACUUCUCGUCCGUCUUGCGAUUCCUCACGCCUAUCAUUCAUAAGGAAGUUCCGCCAUCCCUCUACGCGACGGCCUGCCUCUUAACCAAGUACGCACUGGUGAAGUCUGGCGUCGUUGAUGGAUCGGAGCGUCAGUUCAACGUCACACCUAGCAGCGUGCUUGUCGACCUGAGCGCGGCUGCGCCCCUGGUCAAGUGGUCAGACGCCAACUGGAAGACCUUUAAAGAGGUGGAGGCGCUUGUACAGCUGCAGCCGAGGUACUUGCUGUUGGGGAUGACCAAGCUGUGUGAUUAUUUCGACACCGCUCUGACCAUGGACGUCAUCCCGGUGAAGUUCAAACAGCAGAUGUCUGACCUCCACGCUUUCAUGAAGUCUGGGGUAGCAGUUGCAAUGGGGUGUAAAGAUGCAAUAUUCAUGUACGCUUCUGACUGCAAAUUAGAUGGCCUUGACGAGGAGAUGUGGACGACGUUGUUCGAAAAGGCUGUGGACCUUAAGUCUGCUCCAGUGCGGAAGACCGACCAGCAGUGGGACACCUUGACGAAGACCAAAGAGGCGUCUGUUCGACAGAUGACACCAAUCCAACUCCGCAAAAAACUCGUGGACGACUUCAACGUGAAGACCGACGCGGCCAAACUGAUGGCCAAGGAUACCAUGGUGUCGCUCAUCGCAAAGAAGCUGGUCCACAAUGCCAAGGACAAGUUGGUCAAGAAUUGGGAUGUCUCUGUCAAGGCGUUCUUCUCGGUUGAGUUGGACGGAGGCGUGGACAAGGAUGGUAUCGAUGAUGUGGUGAGCAAUGUCUUUAGCGAGGGCGGCAUGCGGCGCGUGCCCUCGUUGACACUGCCGCGGGCAUGGUGUGCAUACAAGGUCGGCCUGGAGCUCACAGAUUACAUCCUCGACUUAUGGAACCCAAACUUCAAGCUCGACCAGGGUGGAGGCAAGGCCAACUUCAAAAAGGUGUGGGUCCCGAUCGAUCUGAAUGAGUACUUGCCCGUGAAGGAUGGGUGGCUUAUCCGUUUGGCAUUCGUUGGAGCUAUCUCAUUAGAGGAGACCUUAGUCGAUCGCAACCUUCGCCAGUAUGCAAACAAGGUGGAGAUAGGCAAGGUGACAAUCCAGGGCCACACGUACAUUAUGUCGGUGACGCCUGGUGGAGGGGAAGGUUCUCCCACGUGCGCCCCAGCAUGGUCCGUGAGGGGCAUGAGUGAGGAUGACUUUCACAAGGCCUCUGAGAACAACGAAUGGAUCGAGGCUAUGGUGCAGGACUGCUUCGAGUUCGACGUCACUGUGGGCGGCGUUGUGAAGGUGACGUUCGCGCUGCCUUUCAUCGGCGUGGCACCCGUGGAGUCUGCGCCGCAGCUUGCGAUCGAGGACGUCCACCAGCAGCCGCAGCCGCAGAAGACGAACCCUGCCGCAUGCGGGGCCCUUCAUCCUGCUCAGGCUUCUCAGGAUCCUGGGCCGCCCACGGCAGCGGAGGGGGCCCCGGCGGUGGAGCCCAAGGAGUCGGAGUCCCCCAAGGAGGAGGCGGCGGCGAAGCAGAUCGUGGCUGUGGAGCUGCCGGGGCCGCAGACCGAGCCCCAGAAGAACUUCGGAUCGAUGGAGUUCUUGGCGUUCGACGACAUGAUGGAGCUUGUGCGCCCGAUGUUCCCGGAUGAGGCAGCCAGGCACGCGGAGAAGGUCGACAGGAGGAUCGCCAAGAAGGAGGAGCGGCGGGAGCGUGCCCGCGUGAGCGAUGGCGUCGGCACCGUCGCCCAGCAGUCGGCAUUGCUGUUCCACUUGAUGCAAUAG
Messenger RNA from Prorocentrum cordatum, 3666 nucleotides. The record is from the annotation of a GenBank genome assembly. Lineage: Eukaryota; Dinophyceae; Prorocentrales; Prorocentraceae.